AUGCAUAAGGUGCUCCUACCCAAAUACUCGGGGGUUCAUCGCUUCGCUUGUCUGGCUCUAUAUAGAGCCCUUUUGCGACAAUGCACCCAAUACUCUCAAUCAACGGCUAAUGCGCCUUGGAUGGGCGAGAUCAAGCAUCUUGCCAAACAGAGAUUCCACAGAUACAAAACGCUCCAAAGCCCAUCGCAAAUAACCUCUGCUUUGAAAGCCGGCUAUCAAUCCCUCGAUCUACUACAUUCCGCAUCCCAAGGGAACAAACAAGAUGAACAGCAAAUUGCCACAAUCCUCAUGCAAGCCAAGUCUAUGAAACAAGAGCAUGCUGCGUCGCAAAGGCAGAUCAGCAAAACGGUACCUCCAAAGCCCAUAUCUCCCCGAGAAGCUCGAAAACAAGAAGUCAAGCGCCAUGAAGAAGAGACUCGAUACCGACACCCGAAUGCCACGUCGGUAUUAUCACGCCCACGUUUAAAGGUCAGCGGUAAUCGACGAGUACCGACAUUGAUUAACGCGCGCGGAAUACCUUUCUUGCGUCUGGGGAAGCCGCAGCCUUCGAACCUCUCUGGCUUUAUCCGAGCAAAAUUAGAGAAGCGUUGGGAUCGUAUCGUCUUGAGAGAUCGUUUACAGCUGGACAUAUUGUUUGCUGAGGACGAAGACGCAUGGGAUAAGAUCACUCAGACAGAGACUGAAGACUCAUCGUCAUGGACGGACGCACUCAGAACUGUCCAUGAUGACAUUUAUGCCAAAAUCGGCAAUUCGGAUCGGCAAAAUCGAGAAAUGGCGAGAAAAAUGUGGAAUGUUGUGCUUCAGGAGCGUAAGCUAGCUGCGAAGGAAGAGAAAGAGAGGGAGGCCAAGAACUCGUCCAAAAAUGAAGAUCGCCUUUCUUCCCUGUCCCGCUAG
Molecule: messenger RNA, 894 nt
Organism: Penicillium angulare
Lineage: Eukaryota; Fungi; Ascomycota; Eurotiomycetes; Eurotiales; Aspergillaceae
Product: LYR motif-containing protein
Exons: 3
Coding region: 1-894 (297 amino acids)
Source: RefSeq, a predicted model, not a curated record